AUGUGGUGCAGAGCAUCUGCUCGAGGGCAGCUGGGGCAGAAUGUGCAGAACCAGCUCCUGUACUACAGGGCCUCAGCCUUUCAAGUUGAGUGUAUCAGCGAGAAGCAGACACCAGGAACCAAACACAACUAUGAAUUAUCUUGUGGGAGGGGCAUAAUAAUUUUCAGCAGUAUUAAAAAAGAUCUAAUCUUUGAUGGCAUAUGUCAAGUCCAGAAAUAGAUCUGCAGCCAUUUACUUGUUGGUUGAAGCUUUAAGCCUUUGACCACUUACAUGUAUCAGGAAAGGUUAGUAUGAUUUGCCACAGAAAAGUUUGACCACUGUAAUUUGCAAGACUGUUAUGCCCUUCUGACCAAUGGCAGCAUCAGUGAAUUCGGAGCCUCCUGUGAGAGAACAAAAGAGAUGGUUGGUCAUGGCUGCAAGUGGAUUCUCAGCCAGUUCUUCUCCGACCUUCCCACCUGGGAUGUGGCUGGCCUGCUGCUGUGCCAUCAAAUCCAUCUCAUGAUUAUCCUCAUCCUCCUCACCAGGGCUCUUCACUCCCCAUUCUCUCUCUUUUGGUUUGAUAUUCUUAUGGAUGACAACUUGAAACCAUGCUUUUAGAAGUCAACUAAGUCCACCUUCUCCUUACAUUGUUCAACAGAUGUAUUAGUGAAGAGAAAACUUGUCCUUGAUAUUACUGAAUUGACAUACAUGACGAUGCCGCUCGUCACAGUGCGCUUGCAGCUGCGCGUGACGGUGUACGUGACGGAGGCCUUCACCCACCCUCCAAACACCUCACAGCAGGCCUUGCAGCAGGCCCGCCUCCUACAGAUGCUUGUAAAUUCAACAGCUAAUGAAUGGGCUGCGAAUGGCAGUGAUGGGUAUGCGACCAGCCCUUCGUCUUUCAUCCCACAGGGUGAAGUGUCAUGCUAUGAGGAAAAUGACACAAAGGACAGUUUGCGGCUGACUUGA
This is a messenger RNA of Octodon degus (degu), 948 nucleotides long. It is a transcript of the gene Ttll2, whose product is annotated as tubulin tyrosine ligase like 2. Gene Ontology annotation, molecular function: tubulin binding; tubulin-glutamic acid ligase activity. The record is from RefSeq and is a predicted model, not a curated record. NCBI's taxonomy places the organism in Eukaryota, Metazoa, Chordata, Mammalia, Rodentia, Octodontidae. Gene Ontology annotation, biological process: microtubule cytoskeleton organization; protein polyglutamylation. Gene Ontology annotation, cellular component: cilium.